Molecule: messenger RNA, 517 nt
Organism: Dermacentor andersoni
Lineage: Eukaryota; Metazoa; Arthropoda; Arachnida; Ixodida; Ixodidae
Source: RefSeq, a predicted model, not a curated record
AGAUGUCCUGGCUGACGCAAUGCAAACCCUGUCGCUGGUUUCUGUCUGCUGUGAGCCAGACAGGGUCCAAGAGGCUCUCGAACUGCAGCGAAGACUCGUUUCUAUAAAGCACAUCAUAGCACUGGACGAAACGGCGCAUAAUACGGUCGGCGCAACGAACACCGUAAUCACAUGGAAUGAGCUGCUCACGAAGGGCCACGAUGAAGGAGGCCCAAUGCCACCGCCUCCCGAGUAUCGAGAAAACCAGAUCUGCUACAUGGCACCUACAAGUGGCACGACUGGCAAACCGAAACUGGUUGUGCAUUGCCACGAGUCCUUGCUGGCUAUCAUUCAGUCAAGCAGCCACCCUGGGCACAUGCGUCUAGGUCCAGAAGACUUUUCCCUCUCCACAUCGUCGUUGGUCCACACAUAUGCGCUUCUUUGGGGUGCCUGCAAGCCUAUCGCCCAGGGAGCGUCGACCGUCUUUAUGGAGACCGCCGAUGACAGCGCUAUACUGGAGGCAAUUCACAAGCACAGG